GAUUAUAGAAGGGUAACCCACCUAGUCAAUGGCGGUGCAAAGCAAUUGCGGGAAGCCGCCAAAACACGUAUCUCGUUCAUUCGGGUCGUUACAACUCGGCCAAUAUUUACAGACACCGUCUACCCCGAGAAUUAAGCGGCAAAUAAACCCAAUGAGGAGAAACGGGAAGUAUUAAGAGGGUUCUCCGUAAACUGGACGUGUAAUAACUUCCUGAGCAAGUCGUUCUGCCUUCGCCACAUCAGCGGUUCGACUGCAAUCUUUCCAUCCAUUUGUGGGUGAUUUCACAUUGUUAUUGUACUAAGUAACUUUAUUAGCAGUAACCAGUAACUUUCACAAUAAUGGGUUACUAAUACUUAAUCAAUGACAAACAGCUUGAUGCUUAAAAAGAUUAAGUAAUUCAAAAGAUAAAUCCUGAUAUAAAUCUUUCUCCAAAUGUAAAACGUAUUUGCCUUAUUUUAAGACGCAGAAGAUGCGGAGUGAAACCGUUUCCGCGCCCGCCCAUGCCGUGUUUCAGUUUACAAUAAAUUUUAAAAAUAAACCACGCUCUUUAUAUUCCACUGCAUUUAUCAGAAAAAAGACGCUUCAAGUCCGUUAAUACCCACUUAGGAAGCCCCUACGUGAAUAAUUAGAUGUUACCGGGAUUUAUCCCGCUCCGUUAUCUGUAACACGCGUUUUAAAUUUGCAAACUCAUUCUUUUCGCUUUAUUGGGGAUAAUACAUCUUGGCUUGGUUGCGAUUCUGAUUAAUGCCUUCGAGUGAAGUUGGCGCAACUUUGUCAGAGAUAGCGGAGAAAAAUAAAGGGACGUGACUAGACUAAUUCCCUUUUUACGACGACAAGAGGUAAAAGAGUAAUUUCAGUUUGUAAAUUAUAUUAAGCACUCCAAAGAGGUUGACAUAGCCUGCUUUUUAAUCCGAACCAUUAGGCCAGUAGGAAAAUUGAAAAAUAAAAGGAACGGUAUUCUUCUUAUAAAUCCGCUGUCAAUUGCGUCGGAAUAUUUUAAACGUCAGUCUAUAUUUUGUGGAUGAUAUAGAAAAUAUGAAAAGUAAACUUGUUACUAUUUUUUCUUGUGGUAAGUCACGUUAUGUAUACUAUUUUCGUGUAGUAAAUAAAUAUAAACGUGUAUAAUUAACAUAACAAAAUGUAUUUCAGUUAUAUAUUUGAUAGUGGGAGCUUUCGCUGAAGAUGAAAUCAAACGCGGCACAUAUCCAUUUAUGGCAUUCAUAUACUAUCAAGAUGAAACAAUCCUGGGCCUGGGAGGGGGCAGGUUUCUACAAGGCGCCGUGCUCGUCCGGCCUAGCUUUUUGAUAUCGUCUUCGCCCGAGUCCACCAUCUCCAAAGAUCCUCUCAGCAAGACAAUGCUGGCCAGACUCGGUGCUACGGUCAUCGACCAUAAAUUUCCGUUGAAUGAAGAUGAGGACGAGCAGGAACACGAGGUCAUCCAAAUCACUCAACCUUCCGAACAUGACAGCAACCAAUGGUGGCUCACGGAUAUCUGCUUAUUGAAGACGCUGCAGCCUAUUGUGCCCUCUAACGCUAUUCAAUUCACACAGCUCUCUACGAAACAGGAGGCUGCUGAUAAACUCUGCCACAUACUCAUUUAUAAAAAAAAGAGCGGCACAGACGUCCGAGUACUGACCCGUUUGUUCGUGGAAAUGCUGCCCCCCUCGGCCGACAACUGCGGGGAGCACUUCGUUCGGGGGGCCAUGACGUGUGCGGCCGACCAGAUCACCAGCGACGGAAUACCGCCGUCUACGGACUUUUGUCAAGGCAACAACGGCGGACCUCUCAUAUGCGACAACGACGUGAUUGCGCUGCAAACCUACAUUAAGGAUGACUGCAAAGCGCCCCACUUGUAUCAGCUCCUGUCACCAAGGAAACAGUUUCUGGAUUGUGGUAUUGAUGAGAAAUGCGGCAAAGAGCAUUGCCAGCACGUUUGCUCCGUGAUUCAAAAGGAUGCUCCACCCACACCAACCCAAUUAACAGAAACAACCCCAACGGAACCUGCAACGACCGAAUCACCUUCAUCAGAAGCGACUACACCGUCGGAGCCCACCAAAACGAUCGAGCGAAUGGAGUCUACGGAAACUUAUUCUCUCUCCACCUCGUCAUUGACUACUCUCACGACCAUUUCUACAAGCACAAUUAUCCCGGAUACGUCUUCUAAGUCGUGGCCAAAUGAGCGAGAUGGACGCAAGGUGAACGAUGAGGAGACGGAUGUACUGAAUAGAACGGUAAGCGUAGAAGCGAAAAGCGCACCCGUCGACGAAGACACGCCGGAGCGUCGCAGCGGAACGCGAAGCCUCGCGAGCGCUGACAACGUCAACCUAGCCUUAUUCCAGAGUCUUGUUUGCUAUGUCUCUAUACUUAUUUUGUCAUAAUUGUAUGCAUC
Cydia strobilella is the source of this 2389-nucleotide messenger RNA. Its product is annotated as ovochymase-1-like. Gene Ontology annotation, biological process: proteolysis. The record is from RefSeq and is a predicted model, not a curated record. The transcript is spliced from 5 exons. The coding region runs from base 1212 to 2378 and encodes 388 amino acids. Lineage: Eukaryota; Metazoa; Arthropoda; Insecta; Lepidoptera; Tortricidae. Gene Ontology annotation, molecular function: serine-type endopeptidase activity.